Messenger RNA from Siniperca chuatsi (mandarin fish), 1608 nucleotides. RefSeq names its product odd-skipped related transciption factor 2 (gene osr2). NCBI's taxonomy places the organism in Eukaryota, Metazoa, Chordata, Actinopteri, Centrarchiformes, Sinipercidae. Gene Ontology annotation, cellular component: nucleus. Gene Ontology annotation, molecular function: RNA polymerase II transcription regulatory region sequence-specific DNA binding; DNA-binding transcription factor activity, RNA polymerase II-specific. The transcript has 4 exons. Bases 342 to 1277 code for a protein of 311 amino acids. Gene Ontology annotation, biological process: regulation of transcription by RNA polymerase II; urogenital system development; embryo development. The record is from RefSeq and is a predicted model, not a curated record.
CCCCGGAGCCCUGAAAAGUAAAGGACCGGUGCGCAUUACGCACACUUCCAGCCCCAGCUCCGGACGGGACUCCCACGCUGCUGCUGUCUCUCCUCCAAACUUCUUCGACUCAUUCCACAACUUUUCACAACUUGUCACAUCUCUGCAAAGGUCCGAGACAUCAAACUUGACUGCAUGGCUACAUGAAAGUUUCAUGGACUUGGAACUUGGAAAACUUUUAGCGGCGCUUUAUUGGAGCUCGUCGCCUCUAUAGUUACUGUGGAUUACUGACAUACCGCAGGACCUUUGGCAGCUAUUUAUUGGGGGCUAUCACUGUGUCUUGUGCAGAGGUCUGAGCCGACAUGGGGAGCAAAGCUCUGCACGCUCCGAUCCCCCUGCACCCGGCCCUCCAGCUCACAAACUACUCCUUCCUGCAGGCCGUCAACACUUUCCCCGCUGACCAGCUGCAGGGACUGUACGGCCUCAGCGCUGUGCAAACCAUGCACAUGAACCACUGGACUCUUGGUUACCCGCACAUCCAAGGACUGAGGUCGACGAUCACAGAGAUGGCAGCCGCCCAGGGUCUGGUGGACCCCAGGAUUCCCUUCCCAGCGUUACCCUUCACAGCCGCAGCGCAGCUCUUCCAUCCAAAACAAGCCGGCGUUGCGCACGGCGUCCCCUCGCUGCACAAGGACAGGCCGAGGUUUGACUUCGCCAACCUGGCCCUAGCUGCCACUCAGGAGGACCCGCCGAAAGCUGCUGAUCUGGCGAAGUUGGCAUCGGGACUAGGGGGAACCAUCUCUGAGCUGAGCAAGCUGUCCCCGGACAGAAAACCCACCCGGGGCAGGCUCCCAUCCAAGACUAAAAAGGAAUUUAUUUGCAAGUUCUGCGGGAGGCAUUUCACCAAGUCCUACAACCUCCUCAUCCACGAGAGAACCCACACAGACGAGCGGCCAUAUACCUGUGAUAUUUGCCACAAGGCCUUCAGAAGACAAGACCAUCUCAGAGACCACAGAUACAUCCACUCCAAGGAAAAACCAUUCAAAUGUCAAGAAUGUGGGAAGGGAUUCUGUCAGUCUCGAACUCUAGCCGUCCAUAAAACCUUACAUAUGCAGGAGUCUCCCCACAAAUGCCCCACAUGCGGAAGAACCUUUAAUCAAAGAAGUAACCUGAAAACUCACCUUCUCACCCAUACAGACAUCAAGCCCUACAGCUGUGGUCGCUGCGGAAAGGUGUUUCGGCGCAACUGUGACUUGCGACGGCACAGUUUGACGCACAGCCCACAUCAGGACUACUAGCCUGGACAGACUAACAAAAUAACAAUGGACAAAACGCAGGAAGACAAGUCAGCGACGUUUUUUUUUUUUUUUUUUUUUUGUCCAAAGACAAUCUCCGAAUCAGGACACGUUUACUGCAGCACAUUUUAGAGUGGGAUUUGGUUGCACCUCAAGUGUGACAGCAGCGGAGCCAUGGCCAUGUCCAGCUUUCACACCACCUGUAAAUAUCAAGACCAUGUACAUAAUGUUUAUUUUUUUUCUUUCCUGACCUUGAAAUGAUAAAGUUGUCAAAAAACAGUCAUAAGUUUAAAGUAUGUUAAAUUGUAUUUUAGAAAUAAAUAUUUCCAUUAUA